CCGGGGGCUCCGGCUCAAAGCCAACUGCUAAGCCAACGAGAGCCGUGUAGCCUGUAAGAUUGCCGCUGUGCGCAGGAAAGCGUUCUCCUAGGUACCUCCCAACUUAGGUCGUAGACGUCUGUUUGAGUUCAUCAACUCAGUCUGCAGGUUCCUCCUGGCAGUGUCACGAUGGCCGCAGCGGCGUCCCUGAGGGGGCUUCAAAGCAGCCCACACUUUUUCAAUGGCACGCCAAGGAGGCGGCCCCUGCCUGCGCAUGCAGCGCUUGAGCAGGCCUUGCGAAGGACGCCACUUUGCGGCGUCUCCAGAAACUUUACUAGCACACACGAAACGGUGUUCCGGAGAUCCCCCCUUGUAGAAAAAGCACCACCACUUAUUUUGAAAGAGCCCAAUGCUGUGUCUCAGUUCACACGAGAAAGCUUGAAUCACACCCAUCGUCGCUCCCGGAAAGUGCAGACGUGCGUCGCUUCGGCUUCAGCAGGGGCCGCGGUCGCAAACGAUUUUCAGUAUCCAGGGUCCCAACCUGCAAUCACACACGCUCUGUCAGACGAGCUUCCCGUCCGCCUGCCCCCGCCCCCGUCAGACUCCUCUAUCCUGAGCAUCUUCCCUUAUCUGUGGAGACUAGCUACGGCGGACAAAUCGCUGCGGUGGAGAGUUGCGUUGUCCCUGAUUCUCCUUGUGGGGGGCAAGGCGGCCGGUCUGGCGGGCCCAGUGCUGUUCAAGCGGGGUAUGGAUGUUUUGUCAGAGUCUAGCAAGGCGCAAGGGUACUCUCAGGCUACCAUGUAUGCGGCGGUCUCGGCGCUAGUCCUCUCUGGAGUGUCCAAGGGCAUCAGCGGCAUUUGUAACGAGGCGCGGUACACUGUGUUCAGCCCCGUGGGGCAGGCAACUGGUCGGCGUGUCGCGAUGCACUUCUUCGACCACAUUCUGCAUCUAGAUAUGGCGUUUCAUCUGGAGCGCAAGACGGGGGCGCUUUCCACGAUCAUGGAGCGCGGCAAGCGCAGCGUCACCAUGAUCUUCCGGGCGAUCGUGUUUACGCUGGUGCCGACCGUGGUGGAGCUAGUCCUGGUGUGCGGUCUGCUGGCUAAGCAAGUCAGCACCGCGUUUGCGGGGGUCGUCCUGCUGACGUUUGCUGCUUACGUCGCGUGGACGGUGGCGCUGACGAAAGCGUCCAUGGCCAGCAGGAAAGAGGUGAACAAUCUGAACAACCUGACGUCGGGCAAGGUGGUGGAUGCGCUGCUCAACUACGAGACGGUGGCGCAGUUCAACAACCAGGCGCUCGAGGAGAAGCAGUACGACAGCCUGCUCAAAGACUACCAGGACGCGUCGAUCAAUCUGGAGUAUCUCUCAGCGUCUCUCAACAGCGGUCAGGCGCUCAUCCUCGCAACCGGGGUGUCGGCCAUCAUGGCCAUGGCGGGGACAGGUGUCAUCCAGGGGCGCAUGACAGUUGGCGACCUCGUACUGGCCAAUGGCCUCAUCUUGCAGCUGUCGGUGCCGCUCCAGUUCCUCGGCUUCUUGUACCGCGAGCUGCGCACGUCCCUGGUAGACAUGGAAUCCAUGUUCAACACACUUAGUCGGAAGUCUGCCCUUCCCGAUGGCAGUCGCGAGCUGAAAAGGAGUCAAGAGGGCGCCUCCGUCACUGCAAAGGAUCUCAAGUUUGGAUACAGCGAUGCACGCCAGGUGCUGAAAGGCGUCUCGUUCAGCAUAAAGCCGGGCCAGAGUGUGGCCAUUGUGGGCCCGUCGGGGAGUGGCAAGUCGACGAUUGUGCGGCUGCUGCUGCGGAUGUACGACCCGCAGCACGGCAGCAUGGCCAUCGACGGCGUCGACGUGCGGGACCUCACGCAGGAGUCGCUGCGCAGCGCCGUCGCGGUCGUGCCGCAAGACACGGUGCUGUUCAACGACACCAUCUUCUACAAUAUCGCGUACGGUCGACCUACUGCCAGCAAGGAUGACAUCAUCACGGCCGCGAAGAUGGCCAAGCUGCACGACGCGAUCAUGCGCAUGCCGGACGGCUACGAGACGCUUGUCGGCGAGCGCGGUCUCAAGUUGAGCGGCGGCGAGAAGCAGCGCGUAGCCAUUGCGAGGGCAUUCCUGAAGUCGCCCCGCAUGCUGUGCUGCGACGAGGCCACGUCAGCCCUUGACUCAGGGACGGAGGCCGCAAUUUUGGACUCUUUGAAAGAGCUGGCCGCCGGUCGCACGUGCCUCUUCGUGGCCCAUCGGUUAUCGACGGUGGCCCACUGUGACCACAUCCUAGUCAUGGACGCGGGGUUGAUAGUUGAGGAGGGCACGCAUGAAGAACUGGUACAAAAGGGCGGGGCAUAUAGCAAGAUGUGGUCGUUACAGCAGGCGGAAAAGAAAGAGGAUGCCCCCGAGAAUGGGCAUAACGGUGCUAACGGUGCGGCGAGUGUUAGUGGGAGAGGACUGGAGUCGGAAGGACUGGCGUCGUCAUCUAGGGAAGACAGCGCCCAUGUAAAUAACGGGACCAACGGUGCGAAUGGCGUUGAGAGGAGCUUGGCCAGCCGAGAACUGAAAGAGGAGAUGCAGCGGAGCGAAGAAGUGGGUGUCGUAGUGGAAGAAAGUGCCAAGACUGGAACUGCUGGCUUCAGAGUAGACGAUCUUUUGCCUGCCACGAGAAGCGAGUCCGAGUAGCUAAUCUGCACGCUUUGAUUGGAUAUUUUUCUUGGCUCGUUUCGGCUCUUUUCUGUUCAUGCACGCAAGUACGUUCCUGCACAUAGAGUCGGAUUUGUUGUCCUCAGCCCCAUCCUGCUAAAAAGCAACAAGACGGUCUGCUCUAAUUCUUACUUCCACACGCGUUGUAUAGCACAAUUUCCGCUCU
This is a messenger RNA of Klebsormidium nitens, 2830 nucleotides long. Lineage: Eukaryota; Viridiplantae; Streptophyta; Klebsormidiophyceae; Klebsormidiales; Klebsormidiaceae. The record is from the annotation of a GenBank genome assembly.